Messenger RNA from Pelobates fuscus (common spadefoot toad), 1486 nucleotides. RefSeq names its product Y-box binding protein 1 (gene YBX1). The record is from RefSeq and is a predicted model, not a curated record. The transcript is spliced from 8 exons. Bases 194 to 1108 code for a protein of 304 amino acids. Gene Ontology annotation, molecular function: nucleic acid binding. Gene Ontology annotation, cellular component: nucleus. Lineage: Eukaryota; Metazoa; Chordata; Amphibia; Anura; Pelobatidae. Gene Ontology annotation, biological process: regulation of gene expression.
GUCACGUCAUUCUAGGCAGUUCGAUCGGUAGCGGGAGCGGAGAGCGGACAGCAGGGAGCUCGAAGGAGGCACCAGCCCCACCGCCGGCCUGAGUUACCAUCAACACCCAGGGGGAAUAAAAGGUCACAGAACGAGCCACCGCCGGCCCGAAGUCAACACCUUUGAAAGCUAAAACCAUCCAUUAAUCACCACCAUGAGUAGCGAGGUCGAAACACAGCAGCAGCCACCGCCAGCCGCCUUGGAGAACAAGCCCGCCCAGGAACCGGUGGCCACUGUGGGAGAGAAGAAGGUCAUCGCAACCAAGGUUUUGGGGACUGUCAAAUGGUUUAAUGUGCGAAAUGGAUAUGGCUUUAUCAACAGGAAUGACACAAAAGAAGAUGUGUUUGUACAUCAGACUGCCAUCAAGAAAAACAACCCUAGAAAAUACCUUCGCAGUGUUGGAGAUGGAGAGACUGUGGAGUUCGAUGUAGUAGAAGGGGAAAAGGGUGCAGAAGCAGCUAAUGUAACUGGCCCUGGUGGUGUUCCAGUCCAAGGCAGUAAAUAUGCAGCAGACCGUAAUCAUUAUAGGCGUUAUCCACGUCGUAGAGGUCCUUCACGUAACUACCAGCAGAAUUACCCAAACAAUGAGGGUGGCGAGAAACCGGAAGAAGUUGAGAGUGCACCUGAAGGAGAAGGUCCUAAUCAGCAACGCCCAUUCCGUAGGCGGCGUUACCCACCAUACUACAUGCGAAGACCUUAUGGACGCAGACCACAGUAUUCAAAUAAUCCUGUCCCGGGUGAAGGAGUAGAGGUAGUAGAAAACCAAGGAGCAGGAGACCAAGGCAGACCAGGGCGACAAAGUAUGUACAGAGGAUUCAGACCAAGAUUCCGCAGGGGACCUCCUCGUCAGAGACAACCCAGAGAAGAUGGAAAUGAAGAAGAUAAAGAGAAUCAAGGGGAUGCUUCCCAGGGUCAGCAGCCACCUCAACGUCGGUACCGCCGCAACUUUAACUACAGACGCAGACGCCCAGAAAACCCUAAACCACAAGAUGGUAAAGAGACCAAGGCAGCCGAAACAUCAGCUGAGAACACGUCCGCUCCCGAGGCUGAGCAGGGCGGGGCUGAAUAAAUACCGGCUUACAUACUCUACCACCAUCCGGUUUUGUCAUCAGUCAAGAGUGAAAUUCCAGCAAUAAGAAAUGAACAAAGACAUUGGAACUGAAGACCUAAGUGCUUGCUUUUUGCUGUUGACCAGAUGUCAUCCUGCAUAGAAUCUUGCAGGAAUGACUUUUAUUUUUUAUCUAAAUUCUCCUUUUGGGAAUAGCAAUUUUUUAAAAGCAUAUUUUCGCAAUGUACCUUCAAAGGUUUUUAAAUUGUUUCCUAUCUGGUCAAACUAAGAUUUUUAAGAAACUCAUUUUUAAUUUGUAAUAAACGUACACCUGAUUUUUCUUUUUUCCAACGUCAACAAAAUGCAAGCAUCUAUUAAUAAAGGUCUCAAUAUAAAUAA